AUGAUGUGUGCUGACCAAAAUCAGACUUCUGAGAUUAUGUUCAUCCUUUUAGGAUUCUCUGAUUAUCCUGAUCUCCAAGUAUUCCUCUUCUUUGUGUUCCUGAUCAUCUAUACGGUCACUGUGGUGGGAAAUCUUAUGAUGAUUCUGAUUAUCAGGAUCUCUCCAAAACUCCAUACCCCUAUGUACUUUUUCCUUAGCAACUUGUCCUUUGUGGAUUUCUGCUACUCUACUACCAUUACACCCAAAUUACUAGAAAUCUUGGUUGUAGAUGACAGAAUUAUAUCUUUCUUGAGCUGCAUAACACAAUUAUUUCUUACUGCUACUUGUGUGGUAACUGAGGCUGUUUUGUUGGCGGUGAUGGCCUAUGACCGUUUUGUGGCUAUUUGUAAUCCCUUGCUAUAUACAGUUGCCAUGUCUCAGAAACUCUGUAUUCUCCUAGUGGUUAUGGCCUAUUCAUGGGGCAUAAUUUCUUCAAUAACAUUCACUUACUCUCUCCUUGUAUUAUCAUUUUGUAGAACUAAUAUAAUUAAUAAUUUUUUCUGUGAAUAUUCGGCAAUCUUUUCUUCCUCCUUUUCUGAUAAACACUUCACUGAAAUAAUCCUUUUUAGUCUCACAAAUUUUAAUACAUUUUGCACACUCUUGAUUAUCCUCACCUCAUAUCUUUUUAUCUUAGUCACCAUCAUGAAGAUGCCUUCAACAAGUGGGAGACAUAAAGCUUUCUCUACUUGUGCUUCCCAUAUGACAGCAGUUAUCAUUUUCUAUGGGGCCAUUCUUUUCCUCUACUGUGUACCUAGUUCCAAAAGCUCAUGGCUCCUAAUCAGAGUGAGCACUGUUUUCUAUUCAGUAGUGAUCCCCAUGCUUAACCCACUAAUAUAUAGCUUGAGAAACAAAGAUGUGAAAGAAACUGUUAAGAAAUUAAUGGAUUUCAAAAUAUGUUCAAACUAA
Molecule: messenger RNA, 945 nt
Organism: Monodelphis domestica (gray short-tailed opossum)
Lineage: Eukaryota; Metazoa; Chordata; Mammalia; Didelphimorphia; Didelphidae
Product: olfactory receptor 5D3-like
Biological process (GO): G protein-coupled receptor signaling pathway
Cellular component (GO): membrane
Molecular function (GO): G protein-coupled receptor activity; olfactory receptor activity
Source: RefSeq, a predicted model, not a curated record